AUGCUCGUCCUGCCAAGGGCCGCUCAACCAACAGCGUUGCCUCCUAGCGAGCCUGUUGACUCGACCGACCAAGUCCGCAAUGCAAACCAUAUAUUCAACGCCGUCCACUCGUCAAUGAGACAAUGGGGGUCCUCCAUCUAUCACAACGGCAUGUCAUUUUUCCCGGCCCUGGUUCCAGCAGGAAUACAGUUCUAUCAUGGCAACCCCAACCAAGAGCCCGUCCAAGGCCUGGAAUGGCUAGCAUUCGAGCCUGAACAUGCUAUCAUUUUUGCAAGAAGGUUUCACAGGCCGUAUGAAGCCCUGCUGCCACAGACCGGGAAAGGGACAGAGAUUAUGAACCAGCCCAGUUUCGAAAGAAUAAGCUCCUCUGCCCUGAAAGCCGCAAAGUUCUCUCCAAAUUCAAUGACUGAAAGCCAUGAUCGCCAUUCCAUACUCGAAAGGCCCGAUAUCCCUCAGGUCGACCCCGGGUGGCUUCACACAUACCGAACGAAAGAAGCAACGCCCCUGCUCUACAUUGACGGUAUGUCAGCCGGCAAAUGUGACAAAGGCACCCUCGAUUCUCAAGAUGUAUUGCUUUUGAAUGCUAGCUCCGACGGUGGCGGUAUGCUAUGGGAGAGAAAACGGGCGGAUGGACUCUGCAAAUUGGCAUAUGAGCGUUGGAACGGGAAGAUCAAGGGGUUUAUUCGCAUGGAGGCUGGUUUCGAGAUCAUCAUGUGCUCGUUCUCUGACUCUUUGGAUUUCGUGCAAUCGGUCAGGGCCGGUCAAUUAUCUCCAGAAGGGGCCGCGCCAGAUACCUCCGAGAAAAGCUUCGACUGGGCAAUAUGGAAAUGGAUCAAGUUCGUAGCGGCACGGUAUGACGGCAUUGGGGGGAGGAGAGUGAGAUUGGACUAUGAUCAUUUUUUUACGGCAUACACAUAUGAUUUCGACCUUUUCUCAGGCGAGACCGACUUGCCUAGGCUGGAAAACACUUCGGCCGUAGCUCUAGAUAGAGCCCGGGAUGAUGUCGACAAAAUGGUGCGGUCAUGGGAUCCUCUCAAUACCUUGGAUGAGAAGAGCCAAGUCGACUGGCAGAGCAUUACAGACAUGGUGGUUGAACGCUAUGCUGGAGUACUGAAAUACCUGCUGGGAGGCAAAUUGACGAAAGUUGAAGACCUUUUGGAGGAGCUGGAACUGAUUCUACGUGUCUUUAUCGACUCAGACGCACGGAACAAGACGGCCGAGGUGGAUCGCUGUGUAGCCCAGUUCAAUCCGGUCGAAGGUCGCAUCUCGACCUCGAUCGUAGGGGGCUCGAUCCGAGCUGUGACGAGGGAAAUCUGCGAGACACUAUUCGCCGCGUUCAAUGCGGACGUAACGCUAUCACAGGCAAUGGAUAAGUUGCGGUCGCUCACCAAAUACCUGGAUUGGUCGGUGUGGAAAAAGUGUCCUCAGUGCGCGUUCAAUGAGGUCUGUUUUAUACCAAUGUGGCCAUUCGGCACGGCGGAAGAUCGGGAGCACCCACGCUGUAGAAAUUCCAGUGAGUCGAGUGGGAGAAUGGGCUACUGGGGAAAUCCUCGUUCCCGUUGGAAUUGA
Messenger RNA from Cladophialophora psammophila CBS 110553, 1569 nucleotides. RefSeq lists its product as uncharacterized. The record is from RefSeq and is a predicted model, not a curated record. Bases 1 to 1569 code for a protein of 522 amino acids. Lineage: Eukaryota; Fungi; Ascomycota; Eurotiomycetes; Chaetothyriales; Herpotrichiellaceae. The transcript has a single exon.